Sitophilus oryzae (rice weevil) is the source of this 991-nucleotide messenger RNA. RefSeq names its product carbonic anhydrase 1-like. The record is from RefSeq and is a predicted model, not a curated record. Gene Ontology annotation, cellular component: cytoplasm. Gene Ontology annotation, molecular function: carbonate dehydratase activity; zinc ion binding. NCBI's taxonomy places the organism in Eukaryota, Metazoa, Arthropoda, Insecta, Coleoptera, Curculionidae.
ACAAAUUGACAACAAGAAAAAAGUAGCGCAAAAAUGAACAAACAAAAUAAUAUAUUACUAAGGCUGAAAGUUACAAGGAACAAGGACAGACUUGUUAUAACUUCCAAUGGACUGCAGUUGAUGCCACUGGAGUGGGGAUACAACGAGGACAACGGUCCAGAUAAAUGGGCUCAGUGCUACCCGGAAGCCAAUGGCCAGCGCCAGAGCCCAAUUGACAUCGUACCCAUCGACUUAAAAACAAUCAACACCAACAGGAGACUCACCUGGAAGUACAUUCCAGAGAACGUCAUUGACGUCACCAAUCCAGGGUACUGCUGGAAAGUACACGUAAAUGGUGAAGGAUCAGGUAAGAUUAUGAAGAAAAAAAUUAUUCUAAUUAUUUUUUUGUUAAAAAAGAUGUGUUUUUGUAGACUAAGUGGUGGUCCAUUGGAGAGAUAUAUUCUGGAACAAUUCCACUGUCACUGGGGUAAAACCAACCAGGAAGGUUCGGAACAUACCAUCAACGGUGAAAAAUAUGCUGGAGAGUUACAUCUGGUCCACUGGAAUGCUUCCAAGUAUUCUUCAUUCAACGAAGCAGCCAAACAUCCAGAUGGCCUAUGCGUUUUAGGAGUUUUUUUAAAGCCUGGCAGAAAAAACUUGGAACUGGACAAAAUCGUGUGCCAACUGAACAAAAUCCAGUACAGGGGUGAAACCGCCAAAAUUUUAGUUCCAGUAAACCCUGGAGCUUUUCUACCUCAAGACAGUGGCUACUACACUUACCAAGGAUCUCUAACAACACCGCCGUGCUCAGAGUGUGUUAUUUGGAUUGUUUUUAAAGACCCAUUAGAAAUAUCUCAAGAACAGCUGGAGUCUUUCAGAUGUCUCAGAUCUUUCUGUCUGGAAGACCAGUGCCCUUGUGAUGAGUUUAAGGGCUAUGUCAAGACUAAUUUUAGACCUACACUUCCACUGAACGAACGUGAAGUCAAAGAAUGCCGAAUUUAAUAAAAAAAAA